AGGGAAGCCAGAGGAGAGAUAGCAUCAUCGAAGAAGAGAAACCUCCCUGUACUUAGUACACGCUUGUCGGGGGCCGUAGAUGCAGCGUCCCACAAGACGUUUUGUUUUUUGUUGCCGAGGAGAGGCUAAAAGGGAGCAAAGCUGGAAAUAAUGAGCAGAAAGUGGCGUGGGCUGCUGUACUGCGUUAUGUGGUACAGCAGCAUCGUGUCGGGUUUUCUGUUCAUCGCCUGUCCCCUGUUGCCGCUGCUGCUGAUCAAUCCACCGGCUUUCAGAAAAUGCGGCGAGCUCCUAUUCUGCUGCUGGGAGAUGUAUCCAGCUAUACUCAUGGAGGUUUUUGGAAUGAAAGUGGUGGUGUCGGGCGACCACGUGAGGCCGAACGACUCGGCGAUCCUCGUCAUGAAUCACCGGACCCGAGUCGAUUGGAACUUUUUGUGGGGAGCCAUUUAUCAGGCCUGCAUGCCCAGCGUUGCCGAGCACAAGCUCAAAUUCAUACUCAAGGAUCCGAUCAGGCACAUUCCCGGCCCAGGUUGGAUAAUGCAGAUGAACGGCUUCCUGUACAUAACCCGACAGUGGGAGGAGGACCAAGGCCGCCUGUCCCGGUCACUCGAUUACCUCGUGACGUUGCGCCGACGUAGCCAGUUGCUGAUCUUCCCCGAGGGCACGGACCUCACGGUCAGCAGCAAAGGUCGCUCGGAUCGGUUCGCGAAAUCUCGGGGCUUGCCACUGUACGAGCACACGCUGCAUCCCAAGACCACGGGCUUCAGUUACCUCGUGAGACACCUACGGGACGCGGACUACCUCGACGCGGUUUACGACCUGACGAUCGGCUACCCGGAUUUCGUUCCCCAAUCUGAGCUCGACAUGAUGAUAAAAGGCAAGGUGCCGAGCGAGGUGCACUUCAAGGUGCAACGGAUACCGAUCUCCGACAUACCGAGGGAUGAAACGGCUCUGAAAGCCUGGCUGGAGGAACGCUGGCUGCUGAAGGAACGAGAACUCGGGCAGUUUUACCGCGACAAGGCUUUUCCCGGCGAGCCCUGGCCCCAGUCUGCCCGACUGCCCCUCAGGAUAGCUCUCGUCUUCUGGACCUUUCUGUCCGGUCUGAUGCUAGUGAUGCUGCUCGUCUCGACCUUCUUCCAGAUAUGGACGCUGUGCUUCGCGCUGCUCUUCAUUGGCAUGUCCCUCUUCAGCACUGGCUUCAAUCAAAUCGAAAUGGCCUGGUACGACAAGUGGAAGGCCCUCGUCCUUGUGACCGACCGGCGCAAGCUCGAGUGAACUCUAUACAAAAGUACUCUGUUGUUCUUGUGUAUCAUCACUCUCCUUCUUUUCCACCUCUUCUGUACUAACUGCAAUCAAUGUCUCCAAAAAAAGAUUAUUAUCGAUGCGUACGUACGAAGAAGACGGUAGUUUUAAGUGCGAUCGGUAACUUAUAUAUACACGUAUUGUAUGAGUUUACAUUUUUCUUGUCUCGCAUGACAAUGAUUUGAUAUGGAAAGGAGGAGGAGGACUCGUUUUUGGAUGUGCAUCUUGAUGUUUCCUAAACUCCUAUUAUAUGCAAACAGUCAAUAUAUAAUCAUUUAUUAGAUUGUUAAUGUUAUUGUUGUUGUUGUUGUUGGUGUUUGAAUACGAGAAGAGAAAAAAUUAAUCGACUGGAAAGUCAACGAUUUUUUUUUCAACUUGGGUAAAUAUAUAAUAUGCGUGUUGUGUACACAAGGCAGACGUGAAAAAAAUAAAUGUCAGUGCUUUUUAGGGGAUUUCAAAACACGACCGAGAAUAAUUUCAAAUAAUUUCGUCGUCAGUUCGAUGGCUGAAUGUUUCUAUCUUAACUGUAAUAACUAUAUAUAAAUGUGUUAAAUCAAAGCAAGAAUCGUAAUAUUUACAAACUGAUCUCAAGAAAAUAUUUUAUUAACGUGAAUUUUUCUUUUCCACCAAUGAACAAAUAUUUUUCUAAUUAAUUAUAAUGAUAUGUAAAUCAAAGUUCUAAUAUCACAUUGACGAAGUUUAUCGAACAAUUAUAGGUAUUUUUUUAAUUCGAGAAUUUAUCAACAAAGUAUACUAAUACAUGCAUACGGAGAGUAUAUAUUGUUCAAGCAGAGGAUAUAUGAUACGUUUUCAAUAUUUUCGAAUGAUUUAAGAAUACGAUAUUUUUCUACAGAGUAAGCGACCGUCGAACUCUGAAAAUAAUAUUUUGUGUACCAAGUACUUAUUAACUUUUAAAAUUGUAGCCUCAUCAAAGAAUUAUCGACGUAGUAUCGUUUUUCAAGUUUUAUUAUAGAAAAACUGUGGAAUUGUCUUAUCAACUUGUUGUUGGUCAUCUGUAGAACACACUGUGAGAAAAAUAAAUUAAACAUUGUAAAAGUAGCGCGUAAAAAUUAAGUACAAAUUUACAAAGGUACAUCACUUAGUAUUAAUUUAAUUUAAAAAGUUAAACGCAAAGCGAAUAAAUUGUAUGUAACUGAAAUAACGUUGAAAUGUUGAUCAGAUAAGUGUAUAAUUAAUUGAUUACGAGAAUGUAUGUGAAUUAUGCAUUAUCAUUUGUUAAUAUAAAAAGUCAUCGACUUUUUUUGUUGAAAUUUUAAAGUCUAAUAAACGCGUGGUUUAGUUAAUCGUGAAAAGUGUUAAAUACUAUGUAUUAAUUACAAUUAAGAAAACAAACUGAGCAAAACUUAGAUUUGUGAUUUUAGUACUCUAAAUAAAAAUUUUCAUUGUUUGAUCGUAUUGAUAUAAAAAUAAGGGCAAACAAUGAAAUAUUAAAAAAAAAA
Copidosoma floridanum is the source of this 2759-nucleotide messenger RNA. Its product is annotated as lysocardiolipin acyltransferase 1. Gene Ontology annotation, cellular component: endoplasmic reticulum; endomembrane system. Gene Ontology annotation, molecular function: acyltransferase activity. NCBI's taxonomy places the organism in Eukaryota, Metazoa, Arthropoda, Insecta, Hymenoptera, Encyrtidae. The record is from RefSeq and is a predicted model, not a curated record. Gene Ontology annotation, biological process: phosphatidylinositol acyl-chain remodeling.